Molecule: messenger RNA, 1208 nt
Organism: Pyrenophora tritici-repentis Pt-1C-BFP
Lineage: Eukaryota; Fungi; Ascomycota; Dothideomycetes; Pleosporales; Pleosporaceae
Product: coatomer subunit epsilon
Biological process (GO): retrograde vesicle-mediated transport, Golgi to endoplasmic reticulum; intra-Golgi vesicle-mediated transport; endoplasmic reticulum to Golgi vesicle-mediated transport
Cellular component (GO): COPI vesicle coat
Molecular function (GO): protein binding; structural molecule activity
Source: RefSeq, a predicted model, not a curated record
ACUCACGUCUCUCGCUAUUGGCUUACCCUAGAACAACUACAAACAUGGAUCCCUACUCACCUGAAGGAGAACUCAUCAACAUCCACUCGGCCUUCCACGCUGGCGCCUACCAACAGGUCCUCGACUUCGACACGUCUUCAUUCUCAGCGGCAAAUGCGCUGCCCGUUCGCGUCCUUCAGCUCCGCAGCCAAAUCGCACUAGGCCAGGCGCAAGCCGUUUCCACUGAGCUCGCUUCAGAAAAGACGCCAGAUCUCGUCGCAGUAAAGCUACUAGCCGACUACGAGCAGGGCAAAGAUGUUUUGGAGCAGGCAAAGAAGUUGGCCGAGCAGCAUGGACAAGAGAAUUUGACUGUGCAGCUCUGCGUGGGCAUGAUACUGGAAAGGGCGGGCGAGACGGAGGCUGCGCUUGAGUUGUUGAGCAAGCAUCAGGGCAGCUUGGACGCGGUAGCACUGAUUGUCCAAAUUCAUCUCCAACAAAACCGUACAGAUCUUGCCGCCAAAGAAGCGCAGCGUGCACGGAAAUGGGCACAAGACAGUCUGUUGGUCAACAUUGCCGAGAGCUGGGUUGGCAUGCGAGAGGGCGGCGAAAAGUACCAAUCCGCAUUCUACGUCUUCGAAGAAUUAGCCACAACCUCUCAAUCCACAUCACCACACUCGCUUGUCGCACAGGCCGUGUCCGAACUACAUCUUGGUCGCCUCCCCGAAGCCGAAGCCGCGCUGCAACAAGCAAUCUCCAUCGACGGCACCUCGGCCGACACAAUUGCAAACCUCAUCGUCCUAAACACACUGCUAGGCAAAAAGGAUGAAACAGAGAAACUCAAGUCACAACUCCAAUCUACGGCCCCGCAACAUAGAGCAGUAUCAGACUGGGAAACUAAGAAGGAAGAAUUCGCAAAGGCAGCAGCAAAAUACACGCCCAUUUUUGAGGUGGCUUCGUAGGAGGACCAAGCUCUAGGGCAUCUGCUCUCCAGGCAGGAGCUGCAUGGUCAUGUGAAAUUUGCACCUCAAGCCUGCCCUCAGCAAACGGGCGUCGAUGGCGCUACCUAGCAUGGGCGCGAGAGCAACAGUGCAGUGACAGAGCUUGAUAUAGAAUAUCUUCUAGCGUGUGUGGGUGCUUGGGCCUGGGACAGCGAUGACAGUAGCGAAGUAUAUUAUAUCUGACAUUUUGUUUGUUCCACGGACAAGAAUCAACGGUGUUUUUGAGUUUGC